Messenger RNA from Phragmites australis (common reed), 2247 nucleotides. Its product is annotated as subtilisin-like protease. NCBI's taxonomy places the organism in Eukaryota, Viridiplantae, Streptophyta, Magnoliopsida, Poales, Poaceae. Gene Ontology annotation, molecular function: serine-type endopeptidase activity. The coding region runs from base 1 to 2247 and encodes 748 amino acids. Gene Ontology annotation, biological process: proteolysis. The transcript has a single exon. The record is from RefSeq and is a predicted model, not a curated record.
AUGGCAUCAUUUGCAUGUCUCUUAGUUCCGCUUCUCUAUGUUACCACCGUCCUCUCUCUUGCACCUGCCCUGUGCUAUGUCAAUCCAGGUGCUAACCCCGGCCAGGACGCCGAAGAGAAUUCGGAGUAUCGUACACACAUCGUGCUUGUCUGGCCACCGGCGGACGCCCACGCCGCGGACGAAGUUGCGCACCGCCGGUGGCACGAGUCUUUCUUGCCGAGCUCCCUGACCGAGUUCGGCGAGCCGCGCCUCGUGCAUUCCUAUACGGAGGCAUUCAGCGGCUUCGCGGCGAGGCUGACGGACGCCGAGCUCCACGAGGUGUCCAAGAAGCCAGGGUUCUUGCGCGCGUUCCCGGACCGCACGCAGCAGCUCAUGACGACGCACACACCGGAGUAUCUCGGGCUGAGGCAAGGUCCCGGGUUCUGGAGGGACGUCGCACGGUAUGGGAAGGGGAUCGUGGUCGGGCUGCUCGACGUCGGGAUCUAUGGGGCGCAUCCAUCAUUUGGUGACAACGCCGUCGCGCCGCCCCCGUCGAGGUGGAAGGGAUCAUGCCAAGGCUCUGCCUCCCGGUGCAACAAGAAGCUCGUCGGCGUCAAGUCCUUUGUCGGGGAUGACGGUAGGGAUGACUUUGGCCACGGGACGCACACCUCGUCCACAGCCGUGGGCAACUUCAUCAACGGCGCCUCGAGAAAUGGCAUGGCCUACGGUACGGCGUCUGGGAUCGCUCCCGGCGCGCACGUCGCCAUGUACAAGGUGUGCACUGGCAAGGGGUGCCAGGACUCCGCCGUACUAGCCGGAAUGGAUGCGGCAAUCAAGGACGGCGUGGACGUGAUCUCCAUCUCCAUUGGCGGCAACAUGACGUUCCAAUUCGACCAUGACCCCAUCGCCAUCGGCGCGUUCAGCUCGGUGUCGAAGGGCAUCCUUGUGGUGUGCGCGGCUGGCAACAACGGCCCCAAGCUAGCGUCCGUCGUUAACGACGCGCCCUGGUUGGUCACGGUCGCCGCCAGCUCGGUGGACCGGAGCUUCCUUGCGGACGUGCAGCUUGGCAAGGGAGUCAGCGUCGCCGGCGAGGCGAUUAACCAGGUGACAAACUCAAGCUCCAAGACGUAUCCUCUCCUCUACUCCGAGGAGCGGCGCAACUGCAUUUACCAUGGCGAAGAAAGCAAAGUCGCCGGAAAGAUCGUGAUCUGCGAUGCCGUGGACAACCUCCUCCCCUACAACACGUCGGAGAAGUCCAUCCUCCGUGAAAUAAAGAGCGCCGGCGCGGCCGGCGUGGUGCUGAUCAACACCAAUGCCGACGGCUACACCACCGUCCUCUGGGACUACGGCUCCGACGUGGUGCAAGUGACCGCUGCCGACGGAAUCAAUAUCAAGAAGUACGAGAUGUCUUCUCAGACGAACUCCACGUCCGCGGUCACGUUCAGCCACAAGACGGUGCUCGGCGUCCGUCCAUCUCCCACCGUGGCCUCGUUCUCGUCCCGGGGUCCAAGCACGAUCACUCCAGGCGUGCUCAAGCCGGACAUCCUGGCGCCGGGGCUCAACAUCCUCGCCGCGUACCCGCCACAGACCCUGCUCGGCACCGGACCAUUCAACGUCCUAUCCGGGACGUCGAUGUCGACGCCGCACAUCAGCGGCGUCGCGGCACUUGUCAAGAGCGUCCACCCCGACUGGUCGCCGGCCGCUAUCAAGUCGGCCAUCAUGACCACAUCUGACACUGUCGACAAGAACGGUGGCCCGAUCUUGGACGAGCAGCACAGGAAGGCCAACGCGUACGCGACCGGCGCCGGCCAUGUCAACCCCGCGAGGGCCACGGACCCGGGCUUGGUGUACGACCUCGGCGCCACAGACUACGCCAGCUACAUCUGCGCUCUCAUGGGCGAGGCCGCCCUGGCGGUCAUCGUGCGCAACUCGAGCCUGAGCUGCGCGAAGCUGCCCAAGACUGCCGAAGCGCAGCUGAACUACCCGACGAUCAAGGUGCCGCUGCAACCGACGCCGUUCACGGUGAGCCGGACGGUGACGAACGUGGGGCCGGCGGCGUCGACGUACACGGUGAAGGUGGACGCGCCGACGUCUCUGACGGUGCUCGUUUCGCCCGGGACGCUGGUAUUCGCCAAGGCCCGCGAGAAGAAGACGUUCAACGUGACGGUGAGUGGCCACGGCGCCGACGUGUUGGAAGGCAGCUUGCUCUGGGUGUCAGGGCAGCACGUCGUGCGAAGUCCGAUCGUUGCCGUCGCCAGACACGGCUAG